AUGGGAGACAUGUCAGCGUCCGAUAUUGCACUUGAUUCCGUGGGGCUGGACGAGCUCAACAGUCCGGAGGCAAAGGCUUUGCUCGACACAAUCGACAGCCUCCGGGAGCUGCAGGUUGGUGAGAUUGUUAAUCUGCCACAAAUCAUCGUUGUUGGGGACCAAUCUUCAGGCAAGAGCUCCGUCUUAGAAGCCAUUUCCCGUGUCCGCUUCCCCACCAAGGGUGACGUUUGCACUAGGUUCGCCACGGAGUUGGUCCUGCGACGAAGCCCGGAGACCAAGAUCGAGGUCAGAAUUGACUGGGCGACUGGGGCUGGAUCUGGCUCCUCUCAGCAGUUCCACCGAACCAGCUUUGACAAGGAUGCUCUCCCCGAAAUCAUCAAUGGAGCUACGGAGAAGAUGGGAAUCCGCGUCGGCAAUUCAAAGGGCUUCUCUAAAGACAUCCUUCAUGUGGAGAUAGCUGGCCCAGAUAUCUACCCCGUCACUCUUGUCGACUUGCCUGGCUUCUUUCAUUCUGAGACUGCAGACCAGACUCGAGAAGACAAGCAGAUCGUGAAGGAGCUCGCAGAGUCCUACAUGAAGCAGCUGAAGAGUAUUAUUCUCGUUGUUGUCUCAGCCAAUCAGAACCUUGCAAACCAAAUGGUCGUUGAUGAGGCCAAGGAAUAUGAUCCUAACAGGGAGCGCACACUUGGCAUCAUCACGAAGCCUGACCUAACCGCACCGGGAUCUCAGGAUGAAAGGAAGUGUCUCCAGCUCAUCAGAGGUCAAGAGAGCAAGCACAAGCUAAAGCUAGGGUGGCAUGUUCUACGCAAUCGACCGGAGGGCCAGGAAAAGACGACAGCAGACGACCGAGAUGCAGAAGAAGAGAAGUUCUUCCAGUCUGGCGCAUGGUCUAGCAUCAAUCCGAUGAGCCGCGGCAUCACACCCCUGCGGAGGAAGCUCAGCAAAGUGCUUCUGCAACAUAUCCAGAAGACACUUCCUGGUCUGAUUGAGGAGAUCGAGAGUAACCUCUCUGCCCGCCAGAGAGCCAUUGAACAACUUGGAAAGCCCCGCUCGGAACCAGAUGAGCUGCGAACGUAUUUGCUAGAGAUCGCGGAGCGGUUUCAGCGUCUUGCGCGUGAUGGCAUCGACGGGCGGUACGGCGACGAGUUCUUCGGCGACCUGUACAACAGUCAGGGAACGCGAAAGUUGCGUGCGUUACUCAGAUCAUUCAACCGUGCGUUCCACGCGACCCUGGUCUCCAAAGGAGUGGAUCGUGAGAUUGAGUGGGAUGAUGAAGAACGCUUUUCCUUUGAUGACGGCGGCUUCGAGUGGAUUCGGAACGGAGAUGACCCGCCCGAACACCUAGAAGCAUUUCUUGAUCUCUUCAAAAACUUCCCAGACCCCACUGAGAUAUCUGAAACUGAGCUUUGCAAGGAGCUCGAGGACCUGGCGGCGGCAAAUCAGGGGACUGAAUAUCCCGGUCUCCCCAAUGGCAACCUGGGCUUCCAGCUUUUCAAGAUGCAAGCCAAACCUUGGGGUGGCAUUGCAGACUUUUACCUAGAUCAAGUCGUCGACUUUGCCAAGGCGUUUGUAGAAGAUUUGUUCAUUCACAUCAUUGGAGCCGACAAACAGACCGCCAACGCUAUCUUGGUGUUUUGUGUAGGCGGAUUCUUUGAGGAGAGGCGAAAACUGCUGAAGGAAAAGCUACAAGAAAUCCUCCGGCCAUAUGUAUCUACAUACGGUCCACCGCUUGACGCAGAGUUCCACGCAACCCUUUCGUCCAGGAUUACUAGACGGGAGGCGGAACGUGUUGCAAGCUUGCUCGAGCAAAAGUUUCCCGCAGCUUUCACCGACAAACCUGGAAAGGGCCUUACAUAUGAAGCGGUCGAGGAGGCCAUUAGCAGUGCGGGGGCGGCCAAGGCUAGCGAAUUCGGUACGGAAAAGGUCAUUGACAUGGCAAUGACACACUUUCAGGUACAGACAGCCGCCGGGGAAAUGUUCGAUGAAGACUGA
Phaeoacremonium minimum UCRPA7 is the source of this 1992-nucleotide messenger RNA. RefSeq names its product putative dynamin family protein. The transcript has a single exon. The record is from RefSeq and is a predicted model, not a curated record. Bases 1 to 1992 code for a protein of 663 amino acids. NCBI's taxonomy places the organism in Eukaryota, Fungi, Ascomycota, Sordariomycetes, Togniniales, Togniniaceae. Gene Ontology annotation, molecular function: GTP binding; GTPase activity; microtubule binding. Gene Ontology annotation, cellular component: cytoplasm; membrane; microtubule.